AUGACUUCAAAGGCUAUGUGGGAGGUUGAUCCAGAGACAAGGUCAAAGCUCCUUGAUAUUUCCAAAACCAAUGGAAAUGACCGAUGUAUCGACUGCGGCGCACCUUCUCCCCAAUGGGCUUCACCAAAAUUCGGCGUUUUCAUCUGUCUAUCUUGCGCUGGAGUUCACCGCGGAUUAGGAGUCCACAUUAGUUUUGUAAGAAGCAUCACAAUGGAUGCUUUCAAGGCGCAAGAAAUCGAACGAAUGAGAGAAGGAGGAAAUAAGACUUGGAGGGAAUUCUUCGAUCAGGAUGAUAGAAACGUCAUGAGUGGUAUCACUUGGGAUGAUGCAACUAUUGCUGAGCGAUACUCUGGCGAAGUUGGAGAGGAAUACAAAGAACGACUCACUGCCAAAGUCGAGAAACGCGAAUACGUCCCUGUACCAAAAGCCUCGGCUUCAAAAUCUACAACUGCUGCCACAUCUUUCUCCAACCAUAGUUCUAGCAACUCCCAAUCACAAACUCCUCUUGGAACAAGAAACGCCAGUCCUUCUAAUGGCAAAGUGAAGGUUGACGAUAGAUAUUUUGCUGGACUUGGAGCUGCGAACGCAAAUCGAUCCGAGGAUUUACCACCUUCACAAGGUGGCAAAUACGGAGGUUUUGGAAGUCAACCAAUUGAGAGAGAAGAUAAUAACGCAAAACUGCCAGGCCUCGAAGAUUUACAGAGAGAUCCUGUCGCGGCACUUACCAAGGGCUUUGGAUGGUUCACAACUACUGUGGGAAGGACGGCAAAGACUGUUAAUGAAGGAUAUAUACAACCUACUGCUGCGAAGAUCGCCGAGUCCGAGGUAGCGAAACAAGCACAAAUUACCGCCGCUCAAGUUGCCCGAAAUGCGCAAACUGGAGCCAAAAGCGCCGCAGAUGGAUUCAACCGUUUUGUUGAAGGCAGUGGAGGUGGUCCUUCUAGGAAUGUACCCAUUGAUGAGAGCAAGAAGGAUUUCUGGGAUAGUUUUGCUGAUGCUGGAACCAAGAGACAACAUGCACCAAGUGCAUCAAUUGGAACUGCGGCCGUCAAGAGGAAUGGUGGAGGUGGAAAUGGAAGUAGCGUUGGGGCAAAGAAAGAUGAUGAUUGGGAAAAGUGGUAG
Molecule: messenger RNA, 1122 nt
Organism: Botrytis byssoidea
Lineage: Eukaryota; Fungi; Ascomycota; Leotiomycetes; Helotiales; Sclerotiniaceae
Exons: 4
Coding region: 1-1122 (373 amino acids)
Biological process (GO): regulation of ARF protein signal transduction; regulation of endocytosis
Cellular component (GO): Golgi membrane
Molecular function (GO): GTPase activator activity
Source: RefSeq, a predicted model, not a curated record